Messenger RNA from Cylicocyclus nassatus, 234 nucleotides. The record is from the annotation of a GenBank genome assembly. NCBI's taxonomy places the organism in Eukaryota, Metazoa, Nematoda, Chromadorea, Rhabditida, Strongylidae.
AUGUCGGGUUUGCGAGAGUCGCUAACAGCUGCCGAUGCGAUGCUUUUCAAAGAGGAAGCACUAACGCCGAUAUUCUGUAAACCAAAGCUAUUACCCCUAAAGACCGUUACAACCCAAAAACUGGACUCCAUGCAGAAGGAGGCGGUGAAACGCGCUAAAGCAGCAGAAGAGGUACCCUCAGAUCCUACCCCAAGUGGUGAAACGAAGGCGGAUAUCUGGACAGCAGACGACUGA